Molecule: messenger RNA, 1656 nt
Organism: Pichia kudriavzevii
Lineage: Eukaryota; Fungi; Ascomycota; Pichiomycetes; Pichiales; Pichiaceae
Exons: 1
Coding region: 1-1656 (551 amino acids)
Biological process (GO): maturation of SSU-rRNA
Molecular function (GO): RNA helicase activity; nucleic acid binding; ATP binding
Source: RefSeq, a predicted model, not a curated record
AUGGACAUUUUUAGAGUUUUAAGUAGGGGAGCAUCGUUAAACAAGUCGAAAGACUACAAGUCAGACUUUACAGCUCCAGACAAGGAAAAAUCUGCAAAAGAUGUGAAAUCUAACAAAGACUUAAGUGAUCAAGUUGAAAAAGAGCUAGAUUUCUUUCAUACUAAACAACACAAGGCGAUAAAAAACGCCAAUAAGAGUAAUGCUGAGAGUUCCAGUGAAAGUGACGGAGAAAAUGAUCAGGAAGAUGGUCCCGGGGAAAAUAAACCUAAAACAAAGUUGGUGGCACGGAUCACAACCAAGGAGGAGGCUAUGGAUUUAAGACAGAAGUAUGGAUCCAAAGUCACAGGUAGUGACAUUCCGUUGCCUAUUGGCUCAUUUGAGGAUUUGAUAAGUAGAUUCAAGCUCUCCAAGAAAUUGCUUGAAAACCUAGUUGCAAACAAUUUCACUGAUCCAACACCAAUCCAAAGUGAGGCAAUUCCAUGUUCUCUAUUUGGAAGGGAUCUGAUUGCCUGUGCGCCAACUGGUUCCGGUAAGACGUUGGCGUUUCUUAUCCCAUUAGUACAGAACAUACUCAAUAUGAAUAAGAAAGUUGAUGAUAAAGAUAAGGUACUGAGGGGGUUGGUUGUUUCCCCAACAAAAGAAUUGGCACAGCAAAUCAACCAACAAUUAAAUAAAAUCACACAGGGCUUAAACAUCAAUACUGGGUAUUUAAACAAAUCACUUGCUUCUAAAUAUCGUGAUCAUGCAGUUAAGGCUUCAAAAUUUGACAUCAUUGUAACUACUCCUCUUAGAUUGAUUGAAUUGGUAAAAAACGACCUAUUGGACUUAUCGACCGUCAAACAUUUGGUCUUUGAUGAAGCAGAUUCCCUUUUCCAGUCUGAUUUCUUGGAACAAACAGAUUCCAUUCUUUCAUCUUUAACAAACCCCGAGUUAGUUAGGUGCAUCUUUUCCGCAACUAUAACCUCGCAUGUUGAACAAAUUGCAAAUACAAUCAUGACCGACCCAAUUCGGGUAAUUAUUGGAUUAAAAGAGGCAGCAAAUGCAAAUAUCGAACAGAAAAUUGUUUAUUGUGGUGAUGAACACGGUAAGUUGGUGGAGAUUCGUAAUAUCAUUAGAAGUGGUGAAUUCAAACCACCUGUAAUCAUUUUCCUACAAAGUAUUGACCGUGCAAAGGCAUUGUUCAAUGAAUUAUUGUACGACGGUUUGAAUGUGGAUGCAAUUCAUGCAGAAAGAACGCAGAAGCAAAGAGAGGAGGCAAUUUCUCGGUUCAAGUCAGGCGAAUUAUGGUGUUUGAUAACGACCGACAUCCUUGCUAGAGGUAUUGACUUCAAAGGCAUCAAUUUGGUAAUUAAUUACGAUGUUCCAAAUUCAACACAGGCUUAUGUGCAUCGUAUUGGUCGUACCGGUAGAGCUGGUAGAACAGGUAAGGCCAUAACUUUUUACACAAAGGAAGACACAGAUAUGAUCAAAAAUGUCGUCAAUGUAAUGCGUGCCAGUGGGCAGCUUGAAGGUAUGCCUCAAUGGAUGAGAGAUGGAAACGCACUAACUAAACUAAGUAAGGAUAGGAGGAAACAGCUCAAACGACAACAGGUGGAAAGGUCCAAAAUCAGUACUGUUCCUCGUGUUUUCAAAAAGAGAAAAUUCAGAAAAUCCUGA